Necator americanus (New World hookworm) is the source of this 762-nucleotide messenger RNA. RefSeq lists its product as uncharacterized. The transcript has 7 exons. NCBI's taxonomy places the organism in Eukaryota, Metazoa, Nematoda, Chromadorea, Rhabditida, Ancylostomatidae. The record is from RefSeq and is a predicted model, not a curated record. Bases 1 to 762 code for a protein of 253 amino acids.
AUGGAAGACAAGAAUUGUAUGGUGUACAUUAGUUUGGAAUGCGAUGAAGAAAUAGAUGGGUACUUCGACUGGAGUUAUGUUGAACCCAGUGGAAAAACAUGUCAGCAAACAGAGCAAAAUAUUGUAUGCAGCUGCGAUACUAAUCUCUGCAACAUGAACUUUACUUUGAUAUCGGAAAUAUGGAGGUCAUCACCUAUUUACAAAAAAGAAAGUCAAGCCGAUAAAUGCUUUGUAAAAGCUAUAGAAGGAAAAUUCUCCACUGUGCCUCCUCCUACCUCCACUGAAUCCACUGAAUCUACCGUAACUGUACAUACUACCACCGUACCUGCAGAAACAACCACUACAGAAAGAACUACUACUACAGGAGAAGUUCCCACAACCACAUCCCAGGAACAAAAGAAUAUCAACGAAGAUGAGGAAAAAUCGAGCACUGACCAUAGCAAAAGCUCUUCCGGCGGUGAUUCAAACUUUGACUUGAUUAUUUUUCUGAUUCUUGUCAUUAUUGCUGCAAUUCUACUGAUAGCCAUCAUUCCGGCCCUGAUCUUAUGUGUUGCAAUGAAAUCAAAACGAAAUAGAAUCAGAAGUUCCAAAAAGGGAGGAGGCGAAAGUACGAAGAGCCUCAGGAGCGACAAAAGUAAGAAAAGCGGUAAAAGUGCUAAGACAACGAGCACCAAGAGCGCUCGAUCGAACACGGAAAGCAGAAGACCAGGAGGUGCGAGUAAGAAAACAAGUAACACAAGUCAAAGAGCAGCAGAAGGAUAG